Eurytemora carolleeae is the source of this 4632-nucleotide messenger RNA. RefSeq lists its product as uncharacterized. The record is from RefSeq and is a predicted model, not a curated record. The coding region runs from base 2029 to 2739 and encodes 236 amino acids. The transcript has 10 exons. Lineage: Eukaryota; Metazoa; Arthropoda; Copepoda; Calanoida; Temoridae.
UCGGGUCCAGGAUGUAUAUCUAUAUACUAUAUAAGCUCCUGUAACAGUAUUCAAGUCUAGUUGAGCCAAAACCUUCAAUGACAACCUGGUUCAGUAUCCUCCUUGUGGUUCUGACCACUGAGGCGUACAUUCUCAACUCUGAUGGAUCUUCAAUCCUAGUUCACCGCCUUGCGGUACGUUCAAUAGCUGAUGCGUCCAGCAAUGAGAAACGAUCCCAUCCCGUUUACUCUGGAUACCCCUACUUUUUUGGAAAUAGCGCUUUCGCAAAACCACAUCAUAAAGACGGAGAAACUGAUUUGGUUCGAGAGAGAAGAGAAACGGAGUCUAACAUAGCUGAGGCAACUGUUCAUGAGAAACGAUCCCAUCCCGUUUACUCCGGAUACCCUUACUUCUUUGGACAUAGCAUAUUUGCAAAACCACAUCAUAAAGACGGAGAAACUGAUUUGGUUCGAGAGAGAAGAGAUGCGGAGUCUAACAUAGCUGAGGCAACUGUUAAUGAGAAACGGUCACAUCCCGUUUACUCUGGAUAUCCCUACUUUUUUGGAAAUAGUGCUUUCGCAAAACCACAUCAUAAAGACGAAGAAACUGAUUUGGUUCGAGAAAGAAGAGAAACGGAGUCUAACAUAGCUGAGGCAAUUGUACAUGAGAAACGAUCCCAUCCCGUUUACUCUGGAUACCCCUACUUUUUUGGAAAUAGCGCUUUCGCAAAACCACAUCAUAAAGACGGAGAGAUAGAAUUAAGACGAGAAAGGAGAGAGACUGGGUUACAUAUUGCUGGAGCAACCUUUCAUGGGAAUGGAUUUCAACUGGUUAACUCUGGCUAUAAUGGAGCUUUCCUAAUUCCUGUCUACAAAGAAAAAAGAGACGAUGGGAGGGAUACAUAAUUUUAUUUCUAAAUCAUGAAUAAAAUUGAGAUUUGUUCAAAUAGUCUACUGUAGUUCAACAGUUGUAUUUUUAACCCACAUUAAUUGGAUCCUUAAUUUGGCAAUAAAAUAUAAUAUUUAUUUUCAAAAACACAGUUGGUUAAUCUAAUAAAUUUCAAAAUUAAUGAUGAGAGAAAGAGCUGUGAAAACAACAAAGUAUGUGUAUGAACAUUCACAUAAACCUACAUAUUAAUAUGAACUAAAUACGCACUAUCUGAUACAGAUUAGCAAAAUUAUAUUUUACCUUAAUUGAAGGAACUUGCCGGCCAUGUGCUUCAAAAAGUAUAAUAGAGCUUUAAAAGUCAAAACAUUAAAUAAGGCCUGAAUAUACUUUCAAGUCGACCCAAUCAUAAUUUUUUUAGCGAAAUUUUUAGAAUUGUGUAAUACUAGUGUGUAGAUUGUAGAUCGCCAUAUAUCUGGCGUACAACUAGAAGACGACAUUUUGUCAAAUAACAAGUUUUCAUUCACAGUCAUUUAGAAAUACUUAAUAUCAAAUGCGGUCACAGUCUUUAGACCUGGGAGCCUUAAAUUUGUCGUACAAUCGGAAAGUUAAAAGCACCAAAAUUCAGACCACAUUUUGGAUUAGGGUUACGAAUAAAAGUCGAAAAAUAUUUCAGUGAUCAAAGACUCCCUUCAAUUCUUCUUGCUACUGCAUGUUUCGUGGAACACCCUGUAUCAAAUGAAAUCACAAUUUUUAGACCUAGAGGACUUAAAUUUGUCAGAUGUAUCAAUCUUUAGAGGGGAAGGGGUCCAAAACUAAAAAAAAUUUAAAAAUCAAUUCUUCAAAUCUACUUAAAAUAAAUAUUAUUAAGGUUGAAUAAUAUCUUUCAAUUGCUUUCAUGAAUAUAAAUUGUAUUUUAAAACAACUAAGAAAUCUCUGUAAAUAGUUUGUACACAAUCAGUUAAUAUAAAUAAUAAAUGCUAGGCUUUCUCUAAACUGUUUUGAGUCUUUAUGUUUGCCUUAGUAGCCAGUUGUACUAUAGUGUAUGGAUAGGGAGUUCACAAAACCAACUUAAGGAUAGAAAAAGUAAAAUUUGUCGAGUUUUCAUCAUAACACACAACCUUUUAUUGGCUUUGAAAACUUGGAAAUUAUAUAAAGUAAAAGAUGAUCUCUGUUCUUUUCCUUUUAUUGUUCUGGAAUGAUCAAUUUUCAGGAGUGUACUCUCAGUACACUGAUAAGAGAUUGGUUUUCAAUCAUACUUGUGGUUUAAAGGCAACUACACCAACUUGUCUCAAGACCAUAGAUCCAAGUGUUUACUUCUACGAGAGAAAUGAAGGAACAUGUUUCUGCUAUGGAAGAUAUUGUUACUAUUUCUCCUUCAGAACUGAUCUGAAGCUAAACUGGCAGGACUCUAAGAGAAUGUGUGAGUGUAGAGGUGAAAGUCUGCUGAAUGUUAUCGAAGAUGGUGAAAUUAAUGCAAUCUCAUUUUUUACCCAGGGUUUGUUAACCGGUCUGCAUGUACAAGAUAUGUACAGAAAACCUGUAGUUCUUGAAUGCUACAAAUAUCUGGCAUGCAUUAAAAGCAAGGCUGCUGUGGUUGACACUGGACCAACGCAAGUUUGUAAAAUGAAUCCGGAACAGUUGAAGCUGUGUGAUCAAAUGCUCUCCUGGGUUGACCAGCGAGCUACAGAGGAUUUGUGUGGAAGCCUGGCUGCUUGGUCAAAUAACAAGAAUUGGUUGAACUGUCAGGAGAAAAUACAUUUUGUAUGCGUAUCCGAGGGAAAUGCUUUCUUCUCUUCUCUACCCGUUAUCCUUCUUUGCUUCUUGGUUCUUUUUAUUCUUCUUUUCUUCUAUCCAUCAAUCUUCCUAAUAUAAUCUUCUCUUCUCUACCCGUUAUCCUUCUUUGCUUCUUGGUUCUUUUAUUCUUCUUUUCUUCUAUUCAUCAAUCUUCCUCAUAUAAUCUUCUCUUCUCUACCCGUUAUCCUUCUUUGCUUCUUGGUUCUUUUUAUUCUUCUUUUCUUCUAUCCAUCAAUCUUCCUCAUAUAAUCUUCUUUUCUCUACCUGUUAUUCUUCUUUGCUUCUUCGUUCUUUUUAUUCUUCUUUUCUUCUAUCCAUCAAUCUUCCUCAUAUAAUCUUCUCUUCUUUACUCGAUAGUCUUUUUUCUUCUUCUUAUUCUUCUGAUCUUCUAUCCAUCAAUCUUCCUCAUAUAAUCUUCUCUUAUUUACUCGAUAGUCUUUUUUCUUCUUCUUAUUCUUCUGAUCUUCUAUCCAUUAAUAUUCCUCAUUAAUCUUCUCUUCUCUAACCGUUAUUCUUUUUUGAUUCUUUCUUCUUUUUAUUCUUCUGUUCUUUUAUCCAUCAAUCUUCCUCAUAUAAUCUUCUCUUCUCUACUCGUUAUUCUUCUUUGCUUCUUCGUUUUUUUUAUUCUUCCGUUCUUCUAUCCCUCAAUCUUCCUCAUAUAAUCUUCUCUUCUCUACCCGUUAUCCUUCUUUGCUUCUUGGUUCUUUUUAUUCUUAUUUUCUUCUAUCCAUCAAUCUUCCUCAUAUAAUCUUCUCUUCUCUACCCGUUAUCCUUCUUUGCUUCUUCGUUCUUUUUAUUCUUCCGUUCUUCUAUCCAUCAAUCUUCCUCAUAUAAUCUUCUCUUCUUUACUCGAUAUCCUUCUUUGCUUCUUCGUUCUUUUUAUUCUUCCGUUCUUCUAUCCAUCAAUCUUCCUCAUAUAAUCUUCUCUUCUUUACUCGAUAGUCUUUUUUCUUAUUCUUAUUCUUCUGAUCUUCUAUCCAUUAAUAUUCCUCAUUAAUCUUCUCUUCUCUAACCGUUAUUCUUCUUUGAUUCUUUCUUCUUUUUAUUCUUCUGUUCUUCUAUCCAUCAAUCUUCCUUAUAUAUUCUUCUCUUCUCUAUCAGUUAUUCUUCUUUGUUUCUUUCUUCUUUUCUUCCAUCCAUCAAUCUUCCUCAUAUAAUCUACUCUUCUCUACCCGUUAUUCUUCUGUUGUUCUAUCCAUCAAUCUUCCUCAUAUAAUCUUCUCUUGCGUUCUUUUAUGAGAAAUCUAUAGUAAAAUCAGAGUUUUUUUUUGGCUUUUGGCAAUAGACUUUAAUAAUGUUAAGACUAGAAAUCUUUAGUUUCAAUAGUCUGUAUAAUUUUGAGAAUGACAUAAAAACUAAACCACUAUAGGGCUUAAAGCUAUGAGAUUUUUAGAUUGUAAGCUGUUUAAAUACCCUAGAUAUAAUUUGUAAAAAAAUGUAUUAAGAAUGUAUUAUUAUGUUAAUAUUCUUAACGUGUUUGAAAUAUAUUUUUAAAUUUUUGUGUUAUUUCAUCUUCUAAAUAAAAUUUUAACCUCAUUCUGCAUCCUAUUUUUUUUUUGAAAACACCAUAUUUGAGACUUUCUUAGUUUUAUCAGUUUAUUUUUUUUAUAAUAUUUUGAUUUUAUUGCAAACUCUCAAAAUAUUUCUCUUAUAAAUGGUGUCCCAAAAAACGUACUAGAGAACUAUCAUCCCCCUGAUCUUCCCCAAUUCAGCAAACUUUUAUAACUUUGGAGAGAAAAAAAAUAUUUUCAAAAAGGGGGGGGGGGAAGAAUAAUGAUUUUUUUUGAGAAAAUAUACACCCCGGACUCCUGAGUCAAUAAUAAUUCAAUAAUAACAAAUGUUUAUUGAUCACAGACUGAGCAAUAACAAGGCACACUAGGGAGGAUAAACCGAACUGGUCUUGUAUAAUGGUUUAUCAUGGUAUUAUACAAUAAUUGGAUUAACAUUUUGAAUAUAAACAAAGAACUAAGA